AUGCGCCCGACCCUCAAGACUGCCGCCUCGCCAAGCAAGAACCGGCGCCCAAAGUCGCCCCUCGGCAACAAAAAGACCCGGCUUGUUCAAAAGUCCCUCAACAAAAAGACCGACGAGCUCGUCAAGGCCGCCAAUGUCCUCAGCGAAAAACUCAAGCGGCUGCAUCUCCGGGACACCCGAACGUCGUCCAGCAGCUCUCACAGCCACCACAAGCACUCCGAUGACGAUUCGGCGCGUAGCAGUCGAGACGGCCGCGAUUCGAGAACGAGCCUCAGAGAAUCUUCCUCUCGCCACCAUAGAUCAAGCGAUGCCCAUCGACGCAGCAGUGAUUCCCAUAGACGCAGCAGCGAUGCCCAUAAACGCAGCAGCGACGGCCAUCGACGCAGCAGCGAUGGGCAUCGACACAGUUCCCACCGGAGAGCCGAGCGCGAGAGUCAUGACCAGGACCCGUUUGGCCACAGCAACUCGCCCAGAGCUCAUCGUCGCUCCAUCUCCUCGCCCGAGCGACGAGCCGGUAAUCACUCGUCCAUCUUUGCAAACCACGGCUACGACGACGUCACGCCCACCACCCGAGCCACAUUCGUGGACAUUCCCGCCCCGUCUGCAAUCGUACCGGCUGUCUCUCCUCUGCCCUUGGCCUCGCCUGCUUUGGGCCAUCCCUCACCGCAGCAUCGCGCCGACGGCUCAGUACUUCAGUUUCCCAGCCCUGCUGCGAGGCAUGAUCUCUCGGCACAUACCGCCCUGCCCGAUCCUGGCCUCACUGCUGCCUACCACCACCUCGAGAAAGAGUAUCUGGGCCUCCAGAGCCAGAAUGCCUACUUUCAGGGCCAGCUUCACGACCAGGACAGCAAGAUCAAGUCGCUCGAGACAGAGCUGCAGCGGCUACGAAGCGCACCGCCGCAGGUGCAGUCGUCUCCAGCCGACGCCUUCCAAAAGAUGAGACUCCUCACGCUGGAGCGAGACCACGCCGCGCUGCAGAGCGAGGUGGAGGUGCUCCGAGCCGUCAAGGAACAACUCAAGGAGGAAAAGAAAGAAAAGUCCAAGGCCAAGGAGCAGCUCGAGGCCACCCAGAAAGAGCUCUACGAGGCCCAGAUGAAGCACUCGCGCUCUGCAAUGGAGAUGAAGUCGCUGCUCGAGCAGACCGAGAUCCUGCGCCGCGAAAACCGCCGACUGGUCGACCAGCAGGACCAGCUCAAGAAGCAGCUCGUUUCGAUGGAGAAUGCCCAGCGCGAGCCGCUCUGCCAAGAGAUCGACGAGGGCCUGCGCAUGCGCAUCUCCAAGAACAUUGUCCAGGAGAUCCGCCGGGUCCAGGAAGUCGACCUCUUUCUCAAGGAAAAGGACGUGCGCUGGUCCUUCUGCAUCGAAGCGCUGCUCGAGGGUCUCGAGAAGCUCCGGUUCACCGUCGCGAACGGGAAUCCCGCAGUCAUCAAGCUCAUCGCCGAGAUGACUAGCGUCUUUGGCACCGUCUCCGAGGGCAUGUUUGGGAUCAUCAAGGAGGCCAAGGACGUGGACCAGAAAAUAGCCCGGCUUCGCGAGGACAGCAAACGUGUGCGGGAAGAGGCCGAGCGUGUUGUGCGGGAGCUCAACGAAAGGUAUCUGCAAGAUCGGCAAGAGCUGCAGCGGCUCAACUCGGAUCUGCGCAAAGAGCUCGACGAGAAGCAUGGCGAGACCAAGAAGACCAAGAAGCAGCAGAAGCAGCAGCGGUCGCAGGAGCAGCUCCACUUCCAAAAUCUGCUGGAGGAGCAGCGGCAGCGCUUCCAAAAGCAGUUCGGGGACCUCGAGCAGGAGAUGCGGUCGCGCGAAGAAGCUCUGCAAGCCGAGAGCCGAAAGCAUGUGGAGUUGAUCGAGGCCCGUGAGAAGGAACUGAUCCGCCGAGAAAACGAGGCGCGCGAUGUCAUGAUGCAGCUGGAUGCUCGAGAAGCCCAGCUCGCGACGGCAAAUGCCAAUGCGAACGCCGCUCUGGCAGCCAUCCAGCAGCAACAACAGCAACAGCAACAGCAGCAGCAGCAGCAGCGGCAUCAACGAGCUCAUUCCCAGCGGGCCAGGCAGAGAUCAAAUCGGUCGGACUCGUCGUCGUCGAGCUGCACCAACUCGCUCGCUGAGCCCCCGCACGCCUCGAACCCAUCCCAGGACCUCGAGAAGCAGCUCUAUGCCGCGAGCUACGACCAAGCCGCGCCCUCGACAGUGACCUAUAUGAGGCAGAUCGAAGAGCUGACCGCGAUGAACCUUGGCCUCAAAAAGAACGAGGAGCAGCUGGAACGCACCAUCCAGGAGUGGAAGAAAGAAAAUGCCUCGCUCCGGGAGCUGGUUGCCAAGUACGAGAACAACCCGCGGGAAGACGAGGCCGAGAUCACCCGGCUCUGCCGCACCAUCCAGACGCUCGAGAUCAAGCUCGAAGACGAGAAGCUGCGGACGAAAAAGUCCAUGGAGCUGAUAAAGCAGCUCAAGUCGGAAUUGGAAAUGCUCAAGGCCGGGGCUGUGGACUCGAAUCUCCGGCGGUCCAGCUCGACAGAAUCGUUCCAUCUUCAGUCCGACAUUCUGAAGGAGCUCCAGAGUCUCGUCAAGGCCAAGCUUGAGGUGCUGCACCGCGGCAGCACUCCCACUUCCAGUUCCAGCCCCAAGGCAACGAGCGGCAGCUCGCCCCAGGCGCGGCUUUCGCCAGAGUGGCCCGGCGUCGAGGAUGUCCUUCGUGAGAACCAGUAUAUCGCAAAGCGGCUAAAGGAGCUGGGGGACAUGAUCGAAGAGCAAGUGGCUCAGUCGGAACAGCUCAGGGCCGCCAAUCGGCAGCUCUCGGAAGCGCUUCAACAGACCCGGAGCAAAGUCAGGACAAGAGAGUCUCAGUGGGUAGCAAAAUACCAGCGGUCCGUCGAGGAGAGCCUCAAGAUCACCGAGCAAUACCAGGGACUCGAAGGCCUCUUGGGCGACUACGAGAAGCAAUUUGAGACCAUCUUCAUGCUUGCUCGAGACUACUUUGCUGCCAUCGGCGAGCCCUCGAAUGCCCCCCAUGUGGGCAUGCAAGCCCCGGCGGCGACAACUUUUGAGCACCCGCUCCCGUUCACGUCACACUUCACCCAUCUCCAUGCCCUCUACACAAGCUCCAGGCACAGCGCCGCGCAUCUUCAGCAGAAGCUCACCGAAGACGCAAAGGCCCUCGAGCAGCUGCAGGAUCAGCUCGAGUCCGAGAGAGCCACAUGCAGCGCCAAAACACAGCUUGUCUCGGAGCUCAGCGACCAAUACGAAACAACCAAGAUGAGGGUCAUCCAGCUCGAACAGCAGACCAAGAGCCUUGAGGAGCAAAAGUGCGAAGCUGAGCGCAAGCUCAAGCGCAUCGUCAGUGGCUACCAAGUACUCUUGACCGGGGCCAAGUCAUAGUAGACAGGGAGGCAGAGAGAAAGAGAUGGAGAGAGCGCCCAAUGGUGUCUCGAUCCGUUUACAGCCCAUCAAUAAAACACGGGACACCACGGAUUUUGGUUGUUGAACAAAUAGUU
Molecule: messenger RNA, 3488 nt
Organism: Polychytrium aggregatum
Lineage: Eukaryota; Fungi; Chytridiomycota; Chytridiomycetes; Polychytriales
Exons: 2
Coding region: 1-3372 (1123 amino acids)
Source: RefSeq, a predicted model, not a curated record